AUGGAUGAGGAACAAAGACAUAUAAAGCUUUCCAAGAAACAUGCAACCCCUGUUGUAUUAGUUGUUGGAGAUCCAGGAAGAGUUGACAAAAUAAAAGUAUUAUGUGAUUCAUAUGUAGAUUUAGCAUGUAAUAGAGAAUACAAAAGUGUUGAAUGUCAUUAUAAAGGACAGAAAUUUUUAUGUGUAAGUCAUGGUGUCGGUUCCGCUGGGUGCGCUAUAUGUUUUGAAGAAUUAAUUAAUAUCGGAGCAAAGGUUAUUAUUCGUGCAGGAUCAUGUGGAUCUUUACAACCAGAAUCAAUAAAAAGAGGAGAUUUAUGUGUAUGUAAUGCUGCUGUAAGAGAAGAUAGAGUUACACAUAUGAUGAUACAUUCUGAUUUCCCUGCUGUUGCAGAUUAUGAAGUUUAUUCUACAUUAUUAAAAUGUGCCGAAGAAUUAAAUGUUAAGGUUCACAAUGGUAUUAGUUUAUCCUCUGAUCUAUAUUAUCCACAUAGCAUCAUCCCAACAAGAUUGUUAGAUUAUUCUAAAGCUAAUGUAGCUGUUGUUGAAAUGGAAUUAUCUACAUUAAUGGUAAUGGGUACUUUAAAAAAAGUAAAAACAGGAGGUAUCUUUAUUGUUGAUGGAUGCCCAUUAAAAUGGGAUGAGGGAGAUUUUGACAAUGUUUUAGCUGCUGAUAGAUUAGAAAAUAUGAUAAAAAUAAGUUUGGAAGCUUGUGCAAGAUUAUCAGAAAAAUAUUAA
Messenger RNA from Plasmodium yoelii, 735 nucleotides. Its product is annotated as purine nucleoside phosphorylase, putative. Gene Ontology annotation, biological process: uridine catabolic process. Gene Ontology annotation, molecular function: uridine phosphorylase activity. The transcript has a single exon. The record is from RefSeq and is a predicted model, not a curated record. Lineage: Eukaryota; Apicomplexa; Aconoidasida; Haemosporida; Plasmodiidae. Bases 1 to 735 code for a protein of 244 amino acids. Gene Ontology annotation, cellular component: cytosol.